AUGGUCGCAGGCGCCCCUCCGACCUCGGCGAGCGCCCCCUGCUGGGCGCCGGCUGCUGGAGCCCCGCCGCCGCGUCUCCCCCGCGGCGCCCCGCGGCGCCCGCGCCGCCGCGCGCCUGCCGGGGCGCCGGGCCCGCGCCGGCCGCGGCCAGCCGCGCCCGCAGGGCCUCCUCGAGCGGGGCGGCGGCGGCGGGGGCGCGCGCGCCCUUCACGCCGCCGGGCCGGGCCAGCGCCCCGCACGGCGAGCGCUCCCCCGCGGGCCUGCCGCGGGCGCCAGGCAUCGUGGGGCCUGUUGUCCACCGCCGCCACAGUCCAUGGAGGGGGAAGCAGGUGGAGGACGAGGAGGAGGACGAAGAGGAGGAGGAGGAGGACGAGGAGGAGGACGAAGAGGAGGAGGAGGAGGAGGAGGAGGGAGGAGGAGGAGGAGGAGGAGAAGAGGAGGAGGAGGAGGAGGAGGAGGAGGAGGAGGAGGAGGAGGAGGACCCCCCCCUCCUACUUAUGGUGGUGGUGGUGGUGGUGGUGGUGGAAAGCCAGCCCACCAAGGCAGUCCCAGGCCGCCGCGCCGCGCCGGCCUGGCGGGGCUGCGGACCGCCCCGGCGCGGCGCGGCGGGGAAGCUGGCCGUCGCCGCCGGGCGCCGGGCCCGGGCAGGCGCCCCGCUCGCCCGCGUCCUGCGGCCCCGAGCGCCAGCUGCUCCAGCUCGGCCUGGACGCCGCCGCCGCGCGCGCCACCCUGGCCGCCGCCGGCGGCGACGUGGACAGGGCGCUGGGCCUGGCGCUGGAGGACUCGAGGGCGCGAGGUGCGAGGGAGCAGGGCCAGUGGGAGUUCGAGAGUGACGCAGGCUGGGCUCCCUUCGACCCCGUCGCCGAGUGCGCCCUGCGCGAAGCCGAGGCCCGGGGCGAGCCAGCCUGCUGCCUGUGCGCGGGCGGCCACGAGUACCUCGUCGACCUCCCCAGUCUCACCCAGCUGAAUCUAGCCACGGGCCGCUCGAGGCGCAUCCGCAGCCGACGAACGCACACGGCGUGA
This is a messenger RNA of Prorocentrum cordatum, 1023 nucleotides long. The record is from the annotation of a GenBank genome assembly. NCBI's taxonomy places the organism in Eukaryota, Dinophyceae, Prorocentrales, Prorocentraceae.